This is a messenger RNA of Lacerta agilis (Sand lizard), 3251 nucleotides long. It is a transcript of the gene ARMC1, whose product is annotated as armadillo repeat containing 1. NCBI's taxonomy places the organism in Eukaryota, Metazoa, Chordata, Lepidosauria, Squamata, Lacertidae. The record is from RefSeq and is a predicted model, not a curated record. The transcript is spliced from 7 exons. The coding region runs from base 299 to 1138 and encodes 279 amino acids. Gene Ontology annotation, molecular function: protein binding; metal ion binding.
CUGUCGGCUGCAGCCAAUGGGGUCCCCCGGAGCGCCGAGGUGCCGGAGACCUGUGAGCGCCCGCCUGGCUGGGUGAAUGUUGUCUCCGGGGGUAGAAGGUUCCAAUCCUGCUGACCUCUGGCCGGGCGCCCCGGGGUGCAAAGCGCCUUCUCCCCGCCCGGCCUCCUUUUGCACGAGGGCGGCCUCCGCGGCAGCAGAUACGUGACCUGGACCGUUCCUUCUUCUGCCGGGGCGGGAGCAAGAAAGCGCCUCCCCUUUCGCAUCCUAUGAAACAGAAUUUUAUGUAUGACAAGCAAAAAUGAACAGCACCAUGAGCGAAGAGCCUGAUGCGUUAUCUGUAGUUAAUCAGCUGAGGGACCUUGCAGCUGAUCCCCUAAACAGAAGAGCAAUUGUCCAGGAUCAGGGAUGUCUACCAGGCCUUAUUUUAUUUAUGGAUCAUCCCAAUCCCCCAGUUGUCCAUUCAGCCCUACUGGCUCUCCGCUAUUUGGCGGAAUGUCGUGCCAACAGAGAAAAGAUGAAAAGUGAACUAGGUAUGAUGCUGAGCUUACAAACCGUCGUGCAAAAGACCACCACACCAGGAGAGACAAAAUUGUUGGCUUCUGAAAUCUAUGAUAUUCUUCAGUCUUCCACAAUGUCGGACGUUGACAAUGUGAACGAGAUGAACUCGCGGCGCCGGAAAGCUCAGUUUUUUCUGGGAAGUACAAAUAAACGUGCUAAAACAGUCGUGUUACACAUAGAUGGCCUUGAUGAUUCGUCCCGAAGAAACCUUUGUGAAGAGGCCUUGCUGAAGAUUAAAGGGGUCAUCAGCUUCACGUUUCAAAUGGCAGUUCAAAGAUGUGUAGUCCGAAUCAGAUCAGAUUUGAAAGCAGAGGCACUGGCAACAGCAAUAGCAUCAACCAAAGUUAUGAAAGCCCAGCAAGUUGUGAAAAGUGAAAGUGGAGAAGAGAUGCUGGUUCCAUUCCAAGAUACUCCUGUAGAAGUGGAACAGAAUACCGACCUCCCUGAGUAUCUGCCAGAAGAUGAAAGCCCUUCAAAGGAGCAAGACAAAGCAGUGUCCCGGGUUGGAUCACACCCAGAAGGUGCAGCCAGCUGGCUGAGCUCAGCUGCAAACUUUCUCUCCAGAUCCUUCUACUGGUGACUUUGAGUCAAGGCUUACAGGACUGUGUGAACCAACAGAGGGCCAGUUUUCCAUUGGUGUGGUGAACUGCCAAGUGCAAUUUGCAAUAAGUUAUCACAAAAUUUUAGACUACACAAAACAUAUGCUGUCUUUUACAUUUUGUUGGACAUUUGGUCUUUCAGGCCAGUGAGAAAGAUGGAGGCAUUUGUUAAUGCCCUUGCCCUCGCCUCUGUUCUCAUAUGUUUUAUUGCCUCACUUUUUAAUAUGGGUCCAUGAUUAACCAAACUUUGUUGAGUGUAUAGAGCUUUAAGUUAAUAUUAGUGAUAAAACACAUACAGAACCCAUUCAGUACAAAUCUCAGGACACCUGUGCAAGGAAAUUAUUAGCCCUUAAUUUUGCAUAGAUUGAAAUGCCUUUUUUUCUUUUUCUUUUGCCUUAUUUCAGAUUAUAUAUUUCCCCUGGAAGGUCAUUCUAAUGGGGGGAAACCUGAAUUGUUUACCAUUUAUUCCCUUCCCCUGCACACUUGGUUCAGAGUUGGUAUGUCAUUAUUCUACUUGGUGCAUUGCAACAAGAAUGAUUCAAACUUGAACUUUACAGCCCUUGAUGUGCUGGGAUUUUUUGUUUUUCUUCUAAACUGUCAGCCCUUGACCACUCGCAAUUUGAACAUUAGUAAAUAAAUGAAGGUGGAAAUGUGAGCGUGUAAGUAAAUAAUCUGUAAAAAAAUAAUAAUAAUGCUUGUAAUGAUGCCUAUGACUUUGUAAAUAUGAUCAGAAACCACUGAUUGCAAUUUAGGUUGGAUAAAGAAGCUCUGGUUUCAAAAGUUGCAGCCUGCUCCAGUGACAUCUUGGUUGCAGAAUUUGUCUGUGGUAGAAAGUGUGAUGUUGGCCUUACUCUGAUAUUGUUUUCAAUUGGUUUAAUGAGAGCUAAAAAUGUAACAUAGUGGCCAGUGGGUGGGUGGGAGGGAAUUAAAUGCCUAAUAUGCCAUUGUGCCACUGCCCUACACUUUAGACUUUUGUUGCUUGGUGGAAAUUUCAUGUAUAAUCCCAGUUGCCUUUUAUGCUUUUCAAUUCCACCUUUAUGCCCUGUGAACUAUGGAGCAAUCUGAAAAUUGUUUGUGAAGCCUGGAGCAGGGCAAAAGCCAGCAUGUGCCUGAUGCCCAGAGGGGGGUGGGCAUCCUGGAAAAAGUCCUUGUAAGUGCACUCACCUAGUCUAGACAACAAGGAAACCUGCGCCUGAAGAAUGGGCUUCACUUGGCGAUCUUGUAGACAAUUAAGGUGCUUGCACCAUCACAUCUUGUCUCUGCCUAGCUUCCAGAAAAUAUAAUGCAAGUAAAUAUUCAGUAGGGAAAACAUUAAGCAUAGCAAUUAGGUUACUGAAAUAUUGUCUGGGAUUUUUCUCAGUGCGUUAGAAAACCUUGUACGCAACUGCACCACAGGAAUACAACCGUGACACUGCGAUGCUACCCUAAAGCUGAUUCUGCAGUGCUUCGUUUUGUGGUGUGAUCCAUACAAAUUUUUACUUAAAUCAGUGACGUACACGUAUCAAGGCAGUGUUUUUGCCCCUUUGGAGGUCUUAUCUCUGUGUCUUGCACAGUAGCAGUAAAUUAGUAGCUUCAAGAUGCUUAUUAGUAAAAACAAAAUUGCAGGGGGAAGUGAAAAGUUCAAAUGAUAAAUCAAAGUUCUCAUAAAUUCAGCCUACUUUUGAGAUAAAGAGCUUACUUUCAGAUUUUAUUAUUUUUAUUUUUUAAUGUACCUAGUUUAUUUGGUUGAAGUUUACACGCACAGAAUACAAGCUUUCUAAGGCAUGUAUUGUAUUAAAUAUGUAUUUCUAAGCAUAUUGCUGUCUAGAACGUUACAGUACCAAAUGUGUUUGCAAAGCCCUCUGUUGUGUAGCCAUGGAUACAAUGUUUACUUUUUUGUUUUAACAUCUCUCUCUAUCUGUGCAAUUUGCAUUGCCGCACACUACCUGACACACCCCUUUGGAUAUUAAUGGUUCAGUACAAGUAGAUAUUAAAACUUGUGUAAUCAAUCUGUAGGUAUAUUUUCCCCCUUUGGUCAGUAUUGCAGCUCUCCCAGUUAAAGCAUCUAUAAAAGAGCUUUUGAAAUACUGUAAAAUAAAAGUGUAAUAUAAUGAA